UCUGCGAAGUGCGAAGCCUUCGAUUUUUAGGGAAUUCCGUACAAGCAUGAGAGGGCAAGGAGGCCUCUACGGAGGAGAUUCCGGCGGCGGCCGCCGUGCAUACGGUGGUGGUCGCGGCGCCGCACAGCAGCACCAUCAGAGUAACAAGUCUGGCUAUUACCAGGGGCGCCACCAAGAUCAGCAGCCGAUCGGCGAGAAGGAUGGAGGUCUGCAGAAUAAUCAAUGGCGGUGGGAAGGCGAUGACGCGCAGAUGAAAUUGCCUCUGGCUGCUACAUUUUCUGAUGGGACUGGUCGCAAUUUUACUUUCACCCGCCAUAUUGUAGAACCCGGUCAAUUGUGUGAAAUGCCGGGAUCCUAUUACCAAGGCCAGAGGCUGGAUCCAAUGGUGCCGUUGGAGAGACAAGGUGGCGGAGAGACAGGAUCACAGGCGCAUGAAGAGGAUAUGGAGAUAGGAUAUGAAGACCCCCGAGUUGUGCAGACAUAUGAAUCUCUUGAACAGAGAUUCCUCGAUGACCUCACAAAACUGAGCAAGGAGCAUGCCGAUUCUGAGGAUGCCGAAAAUGCUAGACACAGAGAGAGAUUGAAUGCGAUCAGUGCACAGUAUGGGGAGCAGUUCGCGAUGAUCCGAGCCCAGCAUGCUGCGCAGCGGGAAGAAUUUCUCCGAAGAGAAUCUCUAGCAAGGCAGCAGCAGUACCAGCAGAUGGUGAUGCAAAAUUACCAAACUACCCCUAGCGAUCCCCGCGCUUUCGAUGCAGCGGAGCCACACCGAGCAUUCAACUCUGAUUCCUACAGCGCAAGAGGUCAGUUCCCCGCUAAUGCUCGAGAUCAACCGUAUGAACCCAAAAUUCCGUACCCGAAUGCUCGAGAUCAGCCCUACGAACCCAAAGCUCCGUACCUGAACGCUGGAGAUCAACCGUACGAGCCCAAAGCUCCGUAUCCGAAUGCUUGGGAUAAUGCAUACAUACCCAAAGUUCCGUAUCCGAAGGGACGGGCGUAUAACAACCCUCGCUAUUACUAGCUCGGCUCGGCUCGAAUCGAAUCGGGUAAUGUAGUUUAUUUUUUAUUCCGAGCAAUAUUUUCUCACAUCACAUAUGCUUUAGGUACAAUGGCUACAUGAUUAAUUACCUUAAAUCAUCGAAUAUAUACAGAGAGAUUUGUUCUUCAUUCUUACAUUAGAUUCGAGUGGAUGAAUUAUACAAAUUAGUUGUCGUUGUUGUAAGAAUGCCCCGUUGUUCCGGUAGGAUUUCGUGUAUAUUAUGGGUUAAGCUCAAGUGAAUUAUAUAAUCAAUUUUAUA
This is a messenger RNA of Andrographis paniculata, 1295 nucleotides long. RefSeq lists its product as uncharacterized. The record is from RefSeq and is a predicted model, not a curated record. NCBI's taxonomy places the organism in Eukaryota, Viridiplantae, Streptophyta, Magnoliopsida, Lamiales, Acanthaceae. The transcript is spliced from 4 exons. Bases 47 to 1018 code for a protein of 323 amino acids.